This is a messenger RNA of Octopus sinensis (East Asian common octopus), 2376 nucleotides long. RefSeq lists its product as uncharacterized. The record is from RefSeq and is a predicted model, not a curated record. NCBI's taxonomy places the organism in Eukaryota, Metazoa, Mollusca, Cephalopoda, Octopoda, Octopodidae. Bases 344 to 2239 code for a protein of 631 amino acids. The transcript is spliced from 8 exons. Gene Ontology annotation, biological process: signal transduction.
CGGCGUGGAGUUGCCUGCAGGUGGAGGAGGGCUGAGGCGAGUGACGUCACCAUCACAUUGCAGCUUGUUGUUGGGGAAGCGAACAACAUAGAUUUUUUUUUAUUUUCGGGCUGCUCCUCCGAUGUUUGCUUGGUUGGAUCUUAUAUUUUGAUUUGUGCGACGACAGAGAAAAGAGGGGAAAAAAGUAGCAAAAAGAAUACUUCCCACAGAACAAACAAACCGAAAGAACCUUGCAAAGACAUAAAAUAAUUCAGCCACAAAUACGAACGAAUAUUCAUCCUAGAUUAUAUAAUGCCAGCGAUCAGUUAGCUGGAUUUCAUAUUAAGAAAAACUGGAUAUUUCAAUGUCCUCAAGUAUUGCUAGUGAUACAGGACAUGACGAUGGAAAAUGUUCAAGCAAACAAUCGUCGAAGAGUAAUGAGGCGCUCAUUGAGACAAACGAAAAAUUACCAUCAUCGCCACAAAACAAAGCUAAUAUAUGUAUCGAAGAAGUGUUACAGAAAGUAAAUCAGUGUUUGAAAAGACUCAGCACUCCAGAAGACAUAGAUAUACUAAACACAGACUGUUAUAAUGAUAUUAAAGUUGUGUGGGAAGCUUCGCAGUACAAUCCAAACAUCCAUAUACGUAAAUCAGUGGCCUUAUGUCUUUACCAAUCAAAGUUUGUCAAAAUUUUCAAAAACAUUUGGCUCUGUGUACACCAAGUUCACAUCUUUCACAAAGAUAAUAUAAAACAGUGGCGGAAACUAAAGAAAAGCUUGUCGGUUCUAUGGAAUACAUGUGACAUAAACAGCGAAGUAUGUCAAGACGUUUGUGACAAUGGUUUAAUCUCAAUACUCCUGCAUGCACUUGUGAAUGUUUCAAACACACGAUACUCUGAGGAUGACAAGAAACAAUAUUACGUGAAAGCCAUUCUAGGAAUUAUGCACAAUGUUGUACGUCACAAUAGCGAUGGACGUUUACUUCUGCGUGAAUGUGGUGGAGUUCGGGCUCUUCAACAUUUGUUCAAGUCAGAUCUCGACAUGAUCCGUGCUAAAUCUCUCAUCGUACUCUCUUAUGUUGUCGAUGAGACGGAGAGUGAAUUGCUCAAUUCGAACAGUGACCUGCUCAGUUUUAUUUUGGAUAUUUUCGAUAGGGCAUUAAACUCCCCUAAUCACUUCAGUAGCAAAUAUGGAAUGUGUGUAACAGAAAUUCUCAGGGGUUUAUUUAACCUGUCUGCAAGUGAUGUCAACAAAGUGCAACUGGUUCAGAAUGGUAUCUUAACAUUUUAUGUUCGUCUUUUACAAGAAGAAAAUCUAUACAUAAACAAUCCCCUUUCUGAAGAGGAAAUUCUUUUAGUUAUAAAUGGACUUUGGGCACUUUCUUUCAAUGGCAAGAACAAAGCAUUAAUUCAAAAGGAAGCAGGAUGUCUUGAAGCUUUGCACCGAGUUAUCACACAUGGAAGUGAAGCAUCACGUCAUGCUGGCCGUGGCAUCUUCUGGGAACUGCAAUCAAGUAACGUGUAUGUUCCAUGUACCCCAGACAACUUGUCUAUUCCUCAUAUUAUGAUUAGUUACCAAUGGGAUGUCCAACCAAUAAUGCUAAAGAUCAAAGAAAAAUUGGAAUUGGCUGGCUACAAAGUGUGGAUGGAUGUGGAGCACAUGAGUGGAUCUACAUUAGAAGCAAUGGCCCUAGCUGUCGAGAGGUCAGCUGUUGUACUAAUUGGAGUUUCACAAAGUUACAAAGAUAGCCCAAACUGUCGCACAGAAUCUGAAUAUGUUUUCCGAUUGCGGAAAGACAUAAUUCCACUUAUGGUACAAAAGAACUAUAUUCCUGAUGGGUGGCUCGGCAUGCUUGUGGGAACAAGACUCUACUUUGAUUUUAGUACUUCAAAAGACUUCGAUAUCCAGUUGCCUCGUCUCUUCAAGGAAAUUGGCAACAGGGGUUUAUUGGUGUCCAAAGAUGAAUCACUCAUUAAUGUUGCCAACUCCAAUCUGUUGUGCCAGGCUAAAAACGCUAACCUCAACCAAGCAUAUAUGCUCUGGAACCAAACUCAAGUUGCUAAAUGGCUAGAAACCUGUGGCCUAAAACAUAUCAAAGAAAGCUUCUCAGCAAUUGAUGGAGAACUUCUAGAAGAGCUUUACAAUGUACAACAGAGAGCACCUGAAUUCUUCUAUAAAAUUCUACAGACAGAUUUCAAAAUGAACCUGCCAGACAUACUGAAGUUUUCUAAAGAACUGUCUCAUUUAGAAUCAAAACGAUAAUAGUGUUUUCAGCUUUUAUUUUCUAAUUUAAUUUAAUUUGAUUUAAUUUAAUUUAAUUUCUUUUUAAUGGUUUUUAACUUAAAACUUCUCAAGCAUAAUAUAAAAAAAUAAAUAGAAAACAUCUAUGUAUAUGUUCA